Molecule: messenger RNA, 928 nt
Organism: Nematolebias whitei (Rio pearlfish)
Lineage: Eukaryota; Metazoa; Chordata; Actinopteri; Cyprinodontiformes; Rivulidae
Product: cytokine-inducible SH2-containing protein-like
Exons: 3
Coding region: 54-692 (212 amino acids)
Biological process (GO): phosphatidylinositol phosphate biosynthetic process; intracellular signal transduction
Cellular component (GO): phosphatidylinositol 3-kinase complex
Molecular function (GO): 1-phosphatidylinositol-3-kinase regulator activity
Source: RefSeq, a predicted model, not a curated record
UGGUGGCAGUCAUUUGUAGGUUUUCAUGAUUUAAGGUCUUCUGUCGAACAGAAAUGGUAGCCCGGACGGUCACCAUUUUGCAUCAUGAGGAACAAGAAAGCUCCUGCAGCCCACAUCCUUCUCCUCCACACUGGGACCCUGUAGAAGACCUGCGCUGCAUCACGACUAACUUCCAGUACCUUCAGGCAUCAGGUUGGUACUGGGGGUCUAUCUCGGCGAGUGAAGCUCGGGAAGCCCUCCUCACCAAGUCUGAGGGCACGUUCCUGGUGCGGGACAGCAGUCACCCUCAGUACAUGCUGGCCCUGUCUGUGAAGACUCGCUGUGGCCCAACCAGCGUGCGUAUAGAGUACAAGAAGGGUUGCUUCUGGCUGGACUCCACUUCCUCUCACCUGCCUCACCUACAGACUUUCCCAGAUGUUCUGAGCCUGAUCCAGCACUACACGCUCUCAGGCCAGACGACGCAGGACCUGUCGUCAGUUCAGCCCCAAACAAAACCUGAUCCCGUAAAGCGUGCGGAUAAAGACAACAGCGUCCCCCUGAAGUUAGGUCAUCCUCUGCACAGCUUGCAGGGGUUUCCCUCUUUGCAGCACCUGACACGGCUCACCAUCAACAAACACACGAACUGCACCGACCAGCUGCCACUCCCAAAGCCGCUGCUGCAUUUCCUGCAGAACUACCCUUUCUUUAUUUAAGGAUGGCCGUCUGUCAGACGCAGAGGGAUAAAGAGAGACAGAAACAGGGUCAGGAUUACGCUCCGUGACCAUGUGCUGUGAAACUGGGACAGCAUCAGAUCUCACGCAGCAGAUUUACAAUCCAGGAGAAGAAAACUAUCCAGCCUCAGUGUUACCUGACUGCUCAUGAAUGAGUUCAAUCUUAAUCCAGGAGAGAAGACUAUUGUUUAAAUUAUUUUCAUAUGUUUGCCUUGUAC